AUGAAGAUCGCCAUCACAGGAGCCCGCGGCACCGUCGGCAAGGAAGUCGUCAAGCUCUGCGCUUCCCAAGGCCACGCCACAGUGCAAAUCGACCGCACCCACCAAGACCCCGACACCUCGACGCCCAACACCGAAAUGCGCACCGCCGACUCAGCCAACGACUACGACGCCUUGCUUAAAGCCUUCAAGGGCUGCGACGCCGUCAUCCACCUAGCCGCCAUCCCCAACCCCGUCGACAAGGACGACCACCUCGUGCACUCCAAUAACGUGUGCGCGGCCUUCAAUGGCAUGCGCGCCGCUGCCGAGCUGGGCAUCCACAAGUUCUGCUAUGCCUCCUCGGUCAACGCCAUUGGACUCGUGUACUCCAACCAGCCGCUCAAGUUCGAUUACUUCCCCAUCGACGAGGAAAUCAACCAGGAUCCUACCGAUGCAUACGCCCUGGCUAAGCAAGAGGCCGAGACGCAGGCGCGGUCCGUGGCGCGCUGGUUUCCCGGCAUGAAGAUUGCUUGCUUGAGGAUUCACCAGGUGGCGCCCAAGAAGGAUGUCGAGAAGGACUAUCAGGAUGAUAACGAGGUGGCGGUUAAGCAGCUUUGGGGGUGGGUGCAUCCACAGGCGACAGCCAGGGCGUGUCUGGCGGCUGUGGAGAAUAGUGAUAAGUUUGAGGGCGCAGAGGUGUUUAAUGUGGUUAGUCCUGAGAGGUGUGUCGUUGGAGAGGAUGCCAAGUUGAGCAAUGAAGAGCUGGUCAAGAAGUAUUGGCCUGAUACCAAGAUUAAGGGGGAUAUUUCGGGGAAUAAGGGGUUCUGGGAUGUGGAAAAGAUUGAGAGGGUGUUGGGGUGGAAGCAUGAGGAGAAGGAGUGA
Molecule: messenger RNA, 858 nt
Organism: Sordaria macrospora k-hell
Lineage: Eukaryota; Fungi; Ascomycota; Sordariomycetes; Sordariales; Sordariaceae
Source: RefSeq, a predicted model, not a curated record